AUGAGAAAUUUGAUUGUUCUAAAUAGAGGACUUGUUUCACCAGAGUCUCGAACAUAUCCUGAUUUACACAUUAUAGAUUCUGUUUUCGAUGUGAUAUCUGAUUCCAUCACAUUUGUCUUAUCAUCAGAAGAAUCUCAAAUAAUUGAAGUUCAACAAUUUCAUAAAACUGGGAAUAUUUCCGUAUUAGCAAGUUUUCCUGUCAAUUCCAAAUUAAUAAAUUUUAUUCAUUUUGUUGAUGCAACCCAAUUGAUAUUUGUUUUUGCCAAUGGUGAUAUUGUAACGGCAAAUUAUAAUACCCUGACCAAUGAAAUCGAUGAUACAAUCAUUGAGAUUGUUGGUUCUAUUGAUGUUGGGAUUUCAGCAGCUCUGUGGUCUAUUGAUGAAGAAACAUUAACUAUUGUGACCAAUGAAAAUAAAUUAUUAUUACUUUCACGUGUUUUUGAACCAAUUUGUGAGAAAUUACUCGAUUCUAGUGAUAUUAAAAUUACUGAUUCCAAACAUGUUUCUGUCGGUUGGGGUAAAAAAGAAACCCAAUUCAAAGGUAAAGGUUUCAAGGCAUUGGAAAGAGAAAGAGAAAGAGAAGCAUUGAAACAUGCAGGAUUAGAUGACAAUGUUACUCAAUUACGUGACCCAACUGUUAAUGAAAUUGAAAAGGGGACAUUAUCUACAUUUGAUGAUCAAUCAGUACAAAUCAGUUGGAGAGGUGAUUGCGAAUACUUUUCAGUUAGUACUGUUGAACCAGUUAUUGUGGAAGAUACUGGAGAAAUGUAUGAGAGAAGAGUUAUUAGAGUGUUCAACAGAGAAGGUGAAUUAGAUAGUGUCAAUGAGGCAGUUGAUGGAUUGGAACAUACAUUAAGUUGGAAACCUCAAGGAGCUUUAAUUGCAUCAACACAAAGACAUAUAGAUGAUGAAGAUGGAGAACAAGUACUUGAUUUGGUGUUUUAUGAGAGAAACGGGUUAAGACAUGGACAAUUCAAUACCCGUUUAAACCCAGAAACGGAAAUCAUUCAAAAUCUCACUUGGUCUUCUGAUAGUGAAAUUUUAUUAUUUCAAUUACAAGAUAGAGUUCAAUUAUGGACCACGAAAAACUAUCAUUGGUAUUUGAAACAAGAAUUGUUUGCUAAUGAUAUUAUUUUCGCCAAAUUCCAUCCUGAAAAACCAUUAAAUUUCAUGAUUGGAACUUCAACAGGGAUUCAAAUUGUUGAUUUGACCCACAAAAUUGUUACUGGACCUACUCAUUUAGGCAAUGAUUCAGGAAUGACUUUAGUCACUGAUGGAUCUACUGUUAAAAUCACUCCACUCUCAAUGGCCAAUGUUCCACCACCAAUUAGUUUCCGUGAGUUGGACAUUAAUGGUAAUAUCAACGACUUGGCCGUGAGCAAGUCUAAUGAGAAAUAUGCGGUACUUUCUAGUGAAGGAGAUAUUUAUUUCAGUGAAUUAUCAUUAGCAGAUAUGAAACAAGGUAAACAUCCUAAGGUGAACCACCAGAUAUCAAGAGAUAAAUAUAUAACUGAUUCCAAUGAAGUUGCCAAGCAAAUUGCUUUUAUAAAAGAUCUGUUUGUUGCGGUUGCCAUAGAUUCUCCUUUGGGUUCUCGAAUAGCUUUAUUCGAAGUUGAUGAUAUAAAUAAUCCAUUUAUGAAUGAAUCAGUCAAUAUUACAACCAAAAUUGUUUUAUUAAAAUCCAGAGCCGAUUUCAAUACCGUGAUUAUUGAAUUAGUUGAUAAUAGAGUGGUAGAAUUAGAUUCCACACUCGAUUCAAAAGAAAUUGUCAAAUUCCCACAAUUAUGUCGUGAUAUCGAAGUUUCUUUCAAAGAAGACACCCAACAGUACGAAGCUUUUGGUAUUUCUAGAAAUGGGAAAUUGUUUUGUAACGAAAAUCAUGUUGUUAGUGGUGUCACUUCAUUGAAAAUUACUGAAUCUCAUUUAUUAUUCACCACUGUUCAAUCGAAAUUAUGUUUUAUUCAUUUGAAUUCUAGUCAAGAAAAUUAUGAAAUAUUCCUGAAUUUGACAAAUGAAAAUAUUAUUGAUGAAAGAAUUAGACAGGUUGAAAGAGGGUCUAUAUUAGUCAAUGUAAUGCCAACGAAAUAUUCGGCAGUUUUAGAAGCCCCUAGAGGUAAUUUAGAAACUAUAUGUCCAAGAAUUAUGGUAUUAUCAGCCAUUAGAAAAUUCAUCAAACAGAAAAAUUACAAAGAUGCCUUUAUUACUUGUCGUACCCAUAGAAUCGAUUUAGACAUCUUACAUGAUUAUGACCCGGAAUUGUUUUUCAACAAUGUCGAGACAUUUAUUACUCAAAUAUCGAAAGUCGAAUACUUGGAUUUAUUUGUUUCAUGUUUACAUGAGGAAGAUGCCACUGUUACUAAAUAUAGAGAAACAAUAAAUGAUGCUGGGAUUACUCAAGAAGAAAUAAAACGUGAUGGUGACACUCUUCAACCAGCAUUCAGAAAGAAGUUUCAUCAUAAAAAGGAAAAAGUUUUCGCCAACUUUAAUGAUUCCAAAGUAAAUCGAAUUUGUGAAGCCAUAUUGAAUGUUUUAUUAAAGCCAGAAUAUUUCACUAAAUAUUUACAAACAAUUCUUACUGCUUAUGCUUGUGAAAAACCAGCAAAUUUGACAGAAGCACUCACAUUGAUUGGUAACAUGGACAAUCAAGAACAGAAAGAAACAGCAGUUACUCAUUUGUGUUUCUUACAAGAUGUAAAUAAAUUAUACCGAACAUGUUUGGGAUUAUAUGACGUCAAAUUAACAUUGGUGAUUGCUCAACAAUCACAAAUGGAUCCUAAAGAGUAUUUGCCAUUCUUACAGAAUUUACACGUCCAGCCAGAAUUGCAAAGAAAAUUUUUAAUUGAUGAUUAUUUGAAAAAUUAUGAAUUAGCUUUGAAAUGGUUACAUGAACAAGGCGAGACUGCUCAUGAAGAGUUUGAUGAUUACGUUGUAUUACAUGAAUUGUACAAACCAGCAUUGAAGAUCUAUACAUACGACAAAACACGAACAAAUACGGUCAUGGGAUUAUUUGCUGAACAUUUACGGGAAAAGAAAGAGUAUGGUGAAGCUGGGGUAAUAUUUGAAUAUUUGGCAGAUUUGGAAAAUGCAUUACAAUGUUAUGUCAUGGCCAAGAAAUGGAAACAAGCAUUAUCAUUGGUUGAAAAAGCUUCAGACCUUUCUGAGAAAUUAAUUGAAACUGCUGAAAAAUUAGUUGAAUCUUUAACUGAUGAUCAUAAAUAUAGUGAUGCUGCUGAAAUUGAGUAUCAAUUCUUGGGAAAUGUUGAAGCUUCUAUCAAAUUAUAUUGUAAACAAUAUUGGUACGAUCAUGCUAUAUUGCUAGCUGAAAAAUCCAAAAAACCAGAAUUGAUUGAAUCGAUAGUUGAUGUUCAAAUAAAUGAAGGAUUUGGAGUGAUUGCAGAAUUAUUAGCUGAUUGUAAAGGACAAAUGAAUUCACAAUUAAAGAGACUUCGAGAAUUAAGAACUAAAAAGCAAGAAGAUCCAUUUUCCUUUUAUGGAACCCCAGACGAUUUAGAUACACCAGAUAAUGUAUCUGUUGCUGCUUCUGAAACUUCAACAACACCUUCAUUUUUCACAAGAUAUACUGGUAAAACUGCUGGUACUGCCAAGACAGGAGCAUCGAGAAGAACAGCCAAGAACAAAAAGAGAGAAGAAAGAAAACGGGCCAAGGGAAGAAAAGGUACGAUUUAUGAAGAAGAAUAUCUUAUUAAAUCUGUUGGUCGUUUAUUAGAAAGAUUGGAUCAAACCCAACCAGAUGCUCUCAAAUUAAUUGAAGGACUUUUAAGAAGACAUAUGAAAGAACAAGCUUAUCAAAUACAAAAGAAUUGGUGUGAAUUGAUUGAUUUUAUAAAGGAAAACAUUGAUGAAAUUCAUAAUAUGAGUGAAAAGGAUCGUGAAAGAAUUGAUGACAAUGGUGAAAUAUAUUUGAUUGAUGAAAUCCCUAAACCUAAAGUACCAGAAUUUCCUAAAUUUAAUAUAUUAGAUUAUUAA
Messenger RNA from Candida dubliniensis CD36, 3987 nucleotides. Its product is annotated as Elongator subunit. The coding region runs from base 1 to 3987 and encodes 1328 amino acids. Lineage: Eukaryota; Fungi; Ascomycota; Pichiomycetes; Serinales; Debaryomycetaceae. Gene Ontology annotation, cellular component: cytosol; elongator holoenzyme complex. The record is from RefSeq and is a predicted model, not a curated record. Gene Ontology annotation, molecular function: tRNA binding. The transcript has a single exon. Gene Ontology annotation, biological process: tRNA wobble base 5-methoxycarbonylmethyl-2-thiouridinylation.